AUGAUUAAUGACCAGAAGAAGACUGUUCUCGUUGUUGGUGCAGGCUCUGUAGGUGCAAUUGCCGCGUUGAACCUUGAGGUUGGCGGCCUUGCCUCAGUUACAGUUGCCCUGAGAUCAAACUACAACACUGUCAAAGAGCAAGGAUACACCAUCGAAAGCUGUGACCAUGGAGCAUUGAAAGGGUUCAGCCCGAGUGUUGUUCGCAACACUAUUCCGGACAUCACCGCCGAAGAUCUUCCCCCGUAUGACUAUAUCGUUAUUUGCACCAAGAGCGUACCAGACGUCGGACCCACCUCCCUUGACUUGAUUGCUCCCGCUCUGCCAAAGGACAACAGUCACACAGCGUUGGUCCUGCUCCAGAAUGGCCUGAAUAUCGAAAAGCCCUUUCUUGAAUCGCACCCACGGACCAUCGUACUUUCCGGCGUAUCCCUUAUUGGAAGUGCAGAACCGUCCUCUGGCCAUAUUAUCCAGAAUGAGCCAGAUCGACUCCUCGUCGGCGCGUUCCCGCAUCCCUCCAUCAGCGACGAGUUAGCAUCUGAGAGGGCCAAGCAAUUCGUAAAUCUGUAUUCUGCAGGUGGGAACACGGAUUGCAAGUUUUCACCAGAUGUUCUGCAUGACCGUUGGCGGAAGCUGGUCUACAACGCCUGCCUCAAUCCCAUCUGUGCUAUUACUGGUGUCGAUUCUGGGAGGAUCAGGCUUGCGGAUGGUGGUCUAGAUGGAUUGGUCCGGCCCGCAAUGAGGGAGAUUGUUGCAGCUGCCAAGGCCGUGGCAAACGUUGAGCUGGCAGAGGAUGUGGUUGAGCAGAUGAUUAACGUCGAUCCGCUGGAAAACUGGGCGAAGCCGAGCAUGCAGCAGGAUCUUGAGAAGGGCAAUUUCAUUGAAUUCGAAAACAUACUCGGUGAGCCGCUACGCGAGGGCAAGAAAGCUGGCGUCUCGAUGCCCACUCUCGAGGUACUUUACCAGCUCGCGAGAGCGAUUCAAUGGCGCACGAAAGAAGCCAAAGGACUAGUACAGCUGCCAGGAAAGUAG
Boeremia exigua is the source of this 1029-nucleotide messenger RNA. Its product is annotated as 2-dehydropantoate 2-reductase-like protein. Gene Ontology annotation, biological process: pantothenate biosynthetic process. Gene Ontology annotation, cellular component: cytoplasm. Lineage: Eukaryota; Fungi; Ascomycota; Dothideomycetes; Pleosporales; Didymellaceae. The record is from RefSeq and is a predicted model, not a curated record. Bases 1 to 1029 code for a protein of 342 amino acids. Gene Ontology annotation, molecular function: 2-dehydropantoate 2-reductase activity. The transcript has 3 exons.